UUACUGUUUGAAAAUAAGAAUAAAGAAUUAGAGAGAAAAAAACGCGGCUGGUGUACCCCAAACCAGAUUCUCCUCCGGUUUUUUAGUCGUUUACCUUCCUCAUUGAUUGCGUCUGAAGAAAGAUCGUAAAAACUUAGCACUUACCAAGCUCCAAUUUCAGCGAUUUUGAACAAUUUGGUCAAGAGAUCGGCUAAUUAGCUGAUAAUAUCAAUAUUCUCUGUGUGGGUGAUUAAUUUUUACUUCCGAUCUUGAUGUUUUUGGAGAAAUCUUAUGUGGGUUUUGAUGGGUUUUCGAUUAUUUGAAUUUGGUAGAUGAGAUUUUAAGUUUUGUUGCAAGUUCUUGCUGUUUAAGAUAUAGAAAAGCAAUUCAUAUUGCUUUGUUUUGGAUGAUUUCUGUUGGGAGUAUAGAUGAAAAGAAGGGGCUGAGUUUGAGGUAUGGUUUUGAAGGUGGAAAGAUGGAAAUAACGACGACUGAUAUCGAAGAAGGGGAAGCUUGUUUUCAGAGUAAUUAUGAUGAUGCUUCAACAAUUGACCCUGAUAUCUCUCUCUCUUAUAUUGAUGAGAAAAUUCAAAAUGUUUUGGGACAUUGUCAGAAAGAUUUUGAGGGUGGAUUUACAGCUGAAAAUUUGGGGGCAAAGUUUGGGGGAUAUGGUUCGUUUUUGCCCACUUAUCAGCGUUCUCCUGUUGGGCCUCAUCCAAAGACACCUUUGAAACUUCAUGCACACAGUGCACCUGAAUCUCCAAAUCCAAAUAAUGUACAUAUAGAGGCUUCCCAAUCAAGUGCAUCACAACCAUCAAGAAAAGGGUCAUCUGCUAAUGGCAGAUUGAAACAAGAAGUCCCCACAUCUUGUGGUGACAAAUCAACUUCUAAAGGCUACCAAUCUGUUAACAACUUAACUAAAGAUUCUGACCAAAAGUCUCUGAAGGUGAGGAUCAAAGUUGGCUCUGAGAAAUUGUCUACUAGAAAAAAAGCUGAAAUUUACAGUGGACUUGGCCUUGAUGUCUCUCCCUCAUCUUCAUUGGAAGCCAGUCCUGCAGAUAGUAAUGGGUUCUUUCAUGUGCCUCAAGAUGACCAUAAUGAAUCCCCCACUAGUAUUCUCGAGAUAAUGACAUCAUUCCCGGUUUUGGGAAGUCUUGUAUCUCCUCUUCCUUAUGAUGUUUUGCACUUGAUUGAAAAAGAAAAGGGGAGCCAAGAAAGUAGUGUGACAGCUCUUCAUGGAUCUGAUUUGAGUAAAGCUGAUCAAGAUGUUCUUGGAGACUUGUUUGAUAUAGCAAAAGAGGAACCCAUGGAGCCAGUAUUGCCAACAGAUGGUGGUUCAGGUGGAAAGAUUUGGGAAGCUAACAACAUGACUUGUGAUGAAAAGAACCCGGUUUUCUCUAUAAAAACGGAUUCAGAUGUGUCAAUUGGCAGCAAGAUUUUUGAUAGUGGACCAAUGAAGCCUCUAAAGCAGAGGGAUGAUCAGAAAGCUAUGAAAUUGGCUCCAGAUAAAACGUCAUCUUCAGGGGGGAAAAGGAAAUCAAAAGGUGUAGUUAAUGGUUCACAAGGCGGUUUAAAGAAUGAAUCUUUUACAUCUAAAAGUAAGAAUAACGAAGAUCAUAAGAAAAAUAGCGGGAAGGUGAAGGACACCUACAAAGAUUUCUUUGGAGAACUUGAUUUAGAACACGAAGAUGAUGAUGAUGAUGAUGAAAUGGGUUUGGAGAAACCUUCUGGAGGCAAUAAUGGAAAAGUCAAACUGGAAAAUGAUAGUUUAUCCGGAGAGAGAGAAAGAUUAAUUGGAAAGAAAAGUGAAAAACCAUCUUUACAUGCGACUACAAUGGGCAAUGGGCUAGUUUCUGAUGCAGCUGUCCCUAUGGUAGCUCCUGUAGUGAAUGAAGAUUGGGUUUGUUGUGAUAAAUGUGAGAAAUGGAGACUUCUUCCACCUGGUGUAAAUCCCAGCAGCCUUCCUGAGAAGUGGCUCUGUAGCAUGCUUGAUUGGCUGCCUGGAAUGAAUCGGUGUAGCAUCAGUGAGGAAGAAACAACAAAGGCUAUGAUCUCUCGUGUUCCUGGUCCUUCUGUUCAAGGUGUUCAACCUGUUCAUCCUGGUGGACCUCAAUUAGUAGUGAUCUCACAUGAUCCUGAUGGGACCCACCAGCAUUUCGGUUCACAAAUUCCACAUGCUGGUUUCAAGAAAAAACAUGGAUCAAAAGAUCUGCCAAAUGAAGUCAAGCUGGAUAGGCCCUCCAUGUCUUCCAACUCUUCAAAAAAGAACCUUCAUGCCUCAUAUAGAAGCAGAAGCCUGAAUGCCACAAACCCUUCACCUGUUAAUGGAAUAGAUUUUCAAGAUUCUGGUCAGUCAAGGGACGUGAAUGUGGUUGGACAAAAGAAAAAACUGGAUGAAGGUAACAAUAACCAUCACUCCAAGAUCAGCAACAAAAGAGAGAGUACUCAAGAUUUCCCCAAAGAUUGCAAGAAAGUCAAGACCAAUGUUGAGGAUGGAACAUUCCACAUGGGAAAAUUUGAUAAAAGAGAUGUUGCAAAGAAAAGAAAAAGAGAAAAUGAAGUUGAUGGUGCCCCCAAAUAUGUGAAAGAAACAAGUGAAACCAACCACAAGAGGGAAAAGAAAGCAAAGAUAUUAAAUCCCAAAGAUGAAGGAAUCCCUGCAAGAAAAGGUAAAAACAAUGAAGAUGUGAAAAUGAGGAGCUUGAAGGUGAUAGAUUCUUCAAGAAAAGAUACGGUUAUGGCUGCCACUUCAAGCUCUUCGAAAGUUUCUGGUUCACAUAAAACUAAAACCAAUAAUAACCAAGAAGCAAAAGGGUCACCGGUGGGGUCCGUUUCUUCUUCUCCUCUUCGGAUCUUGAAUAAUCAUAAUAAUAAGAAGAAUAAAGGGGUUGAGCCUUUGAAGAAGAAUGUUUAUGAAGAAAAAUCAAAAGAAGGAAGAAACAAAUCACAAGGUAAGUUUACAAGUGGGAAUGGUAAAACACAUGGGCAAUCAAAGCAUAGGUCAGAUGUUAGAAUGGAUCAAGAUUCAAAGAAAACUUCAAGGAAAGAUGUAACCGGAAAAGGAAAGUCAAAGUCUUUGCCACCAAGGGGUCAAAAUGAAAAAGAAGGUUUUCCACAACCUCUUGAUGAUUCUCGAAAAGAAAACAUGGGAAAUAAUGUGGCAUUAAAGCAUCAUAAGAAAGCUCAGAACAAUAGUGGAAAUCAGCCUAUGAAUGUUAAACAUCCCAGUCCCGCACCCAACAUGCAUAAGGAUAAGGGAAAAGACCAGGAUGCCCCUGUUCUUCUUCUGGUUAGGGAUAUAUCCAAUCAGGCUACAACAAGUGCUCUAAGAGAGGCCACAAAUCUUAAACACACGGCUGAUCGCGUGAAGAAUGGUGGAUCAAGCCUUGAGAGUAGAGGGCUUUAUAUGCAAGCAGCACUUAAGUUUCUUCAUGUAGCUUCUGUGUUUGAAUCCUGCCACAAAGAGACAGGGAGAUAUGGUGAUAUGAUACAGUCGGUGUCCAUAUAUGGUAGCACUGCAAAACUCUGCGAGUAUUGUGCUCAUGAAUAUGAGAGAACCAAGGAGAUGGGCACUGCAGCUUUAGCCUACAAAUGCAUGGAGGUGGCAUACAUGAAAGUCAUCUAUUCUUCACAUGCAACUGCCACCAAAGAUGUGAAUGAGUUGCAAUCAUCUCUUCAGACAGGCGGGUCUCCUUCUUCUUCUGCUGCCUCUGCUUCUGAUGUUGAUAACUUGAACAACCACCCUGCAGCAGCAGCAGCCAUAGCCACUGCUGACAAGGGUGUUAAUACGGGAAAUCAUGUAAUUGCAGCCCAACACAAACCCAACUUUACACGGAUUCUUAGCUUUGCACAGAAUGUGAACUCUGCAAUGGAAGCCUCCAGGAAAUCACGGAUUGCUUUUGCGGGCUCCACUUCAAAAGAGGAGGCCAUUAAAAUUAAAACGGCUCUUGACUUCAACUUUCAUGAUGUUGAGGGAUUGUUGCAUCGGGUACGGGUGGCAAUGGAAGUAAUUAAUAGGUGAUUUGCUUCCUGCUUAUAUAUAUAUAUAUAUAUUUUUUUUUCAAAAAAAAAAAAGAAAAGAAAAGAAAAUCUUUGGAAUUGCUUCCAUGGCAAGGGCUCCACCAACGGGUCCCACGCCUAACAUUUUCCAGAGUAAGGACUAAGGAAGGAAGGUAAGAUGAUGAUGAUGAUGGUGAUGGCCUAGGCUUGACCUCCCUCACUAAGGGCAAGGGAAAUGUGUUGACAGAAAACAAGAUUCAGAAUGGUGAAUUUAGCUUCAUUUUGGUUUCAGAAGCAGAUGCAGUUGAUACCUUUGAAUAUAAUAGAGGAGUUGAGUUAAAUUUCGCUCUGAAACAAAAAGGAAACGGUGUAGUUAUUGCUUAAUGUUUCGGUGAGGAUGGUGAAAAGGAUAAAUGUGGCGGAAAGAUUUCGCAAGGCCAAAGCUCGAAACCAUAGUUAGGAUCAUUAGUAAUUGGACAUAUGUUUAUAUGAUUAAGUCAGAUGUGUAUGUCUUGUGUGCGUUUUAAAUAUUCAAUGCACAAACAUUUUAUGCAAGACAUAGAGGGUUAAUGUCUCAUUUGUUAACAAGAUAAUAUAAUACCACAAUUAAUUAACCACAUAAUGUAACUUAUAUUUACCACAAUAUAA
This is a messenger RNA of Lactuca sativa (garden lettuce), 4626 nucleotides long. Its product is annotated as cysteine-tryptophan domain-containing zinc finger protein 3. The record is from RefSeq and is a predicted model, not a curated record. Lineage: Eukaryota; Viridiplantae; Streptophyta; Magnoliopsida; Asterales; Asteraceae. Gene Ontology annotation, molecular function: zinc ion binding.